Messenger RNA from Nakaseomyces glabratus, 2829 nucleotides. It is a transcript of the gene RAD54, whose product is annotated as DNA-dependent ATPase RAD54. The record is from RefSeq and is a predicted model, not a curated record. Gene Ontology annotation, cellular component: nucleus. Gene Ontology annotation, biological process: reciprocal meiotic recombination; double-strand break repair via synthesis-dependent strand annealing. NCBI's taxonomy places the organism in Eukaryota, Fungi, Ascomycota, Saccharomycetes, Saccharomycetales, Saccharomycetaceae. Gene Ontology annotation, molecular function: DNA translocase activity; hydrolase activity, acting on acid anhydrides; ATP-dependent chromatin remodeler activity.
AUGGCUAGAAGAAGGUUACCCGAUAGACCGCCUAAUGGUAUUGGUGCGGGAGAAAGACCACGUCUUGUGCCAAGGCCGAUUAAUGUCGAUGAGUCAAUAUCAAAACUAACUAAGCCAUUCAAAGUCCCAGUAAAGUCACAAAGGAGUCAGACAGUUCCGGCUAAUUCUGAUCUUAGUCGGCAGCGGCAACUGAGACAAAGAUCUCAAACCGUUUCCUAUGCAGGACUGGAUGUUGAUAGUAAGGAUGAGGUUGAUGGUAAAGAAAAUAUUUACGAUGAGUUAGGAGAACGUGUUAUCAAAAAAAGAAGAGUUGAUGCUCUGAGCGCUCGUAGAUUAAUGGAGGAUCCAACAAGACUUGACACAAUCGAGGUUACAUUAAAAAAGUCCUUUCAUGUACCGAUUAAGGGCUACGUACAGAGACACAGCCUGCCAUUAACGCUAGGCACUAAAGUGAAGGUGAUUCCUGAGCCUAGGCCGUUGCAUGAUCCCACAGACGAAUUUGCAAUUGUACUUUACGAUCCCUCCGUUGAUGGGGAAAUGAUUAUUCAGGAUGAUACUGAGACUGUACAGAAUGUACAGAGCUCAGAAGAUCAAAAUGCCCAAGAAGCAGAGGCAGAAAAAUCUAAAUAUAAGCACCCUAAGAUAUUGUCCAAUGGUGUAAAAAAUAAAACAUUGCAAGAGCUUUUAGGAAACUCUCCUUUCAAUCCAACUGAAUCUAUGAAAAAGAAGUUUGCUAAUGUUCCAGUCGUUAUUGACCCUAAGCUGGCAAAAAUCUUAAGACCACAUCAAGUUGAAGGUGUCAAAUUUCUUUAUCGUUGUGUGACAGGGCUGGUAAUGAAAGACUUUCUUGAUCAGCAAUUGGCUAGCCAAAGUUCAAAUAUCAAUUUUCUUGAAUGCUCUGAUGAUGAUGUAUGCAGCAAAGAAGUAUCACCAAUUGAUGGCGGUGGAGCCCAUGACAAUAGUGAAGCGAAUAAUGAUGAGGCAGGUAACGCUAUACAGAACGCUAAAAAGAACGUUAAAUCAAAAAAGCAGAAAAAGACCAUUACUAAGAAACAACAAAGUGAGAAUGACUUUUUGGAAGCAUUAAAAAAGUCGCAAUCAAAUAAUAGAGGUGCUUAUGGUUGUAUCAUGGCUGAUGAAAUGGGUCUAGGGAAAACUCUACAAUGUAUUGCUUUGAUGUGGACACUUUUGCGUCAGGGACCUCAAGGAAAGCGAUUGAUCAGUAAGUGUAUUAUUGUAUGUCCUUCUUCUCUAGUCAAUAACUGGGCUAAUGAAUUAGUAAAGUGGCUAGGUCCUAAUACACUUUCACCCUUGGCUGUUGAUGGAAAAAAAUCUUCCUUAGCCUCUGGUGCCACUAGUGUGGCAGAGGCUAUUAAAAACUGGGCGCAGGCGCAAGGAAGAAACAUUGUGAAACCAGUUCUUAUAAUUUCAUAUGAUACAUUGAGGAGAAAUGUCAAACAAUUGCAAAAUACUGAAGUUGGUCUAUUGCUAGCCGAUGAAGGUCAUCGUCUGAAGAAUGGAGAUUCUUUAACCUUUACAGCUCUUGAUAGUAUAAACUGUCCUAGAAGAGUCAUUCUAUCAGGUACACCCAUACAGAACGAUUUAUCAGAAUAUUUUGCUCUUUUAAACUUUUCCAAUCCGGGAUUGUUAGGCACAAGAAAUGAAUUUAGAAGAAAUUUCGAGAUACCGAUUCUCAGAAGUCGUGAUGCCGAUGCUACGGAUAAUGAUGUGAAGAGUGGUGAACAGAAGCUUCAAUUACUAUCGAACAUUGUUUCAAAGUUUAUUAUCAGGAGAACAAAUGAUAUUUUGUCCAAAUAUCUACCAUGUAAAUAUGAGCAUGUGAUAUUUGUAAAUCUAACGCCUUUCCAGAAACAAGUUUAUAAUAUGUUGAUUAAGUCCAGGGAUAUUAAAAAGGUUGUUAAAGGGGAUGGUGGAUCACAGCCACUAAAGGCGAUUGGUGUUCUUAAAAAACUGUGUAAUCAUCCUGACCUUAUAAAAUUAGAUGAAGAGUUAGACAAUUAUAACGACUUGGAUAUUCCUGACGAUUAUAGCAUCCCGACUGGGAAAAGUAGGGAUGUUCAAACACAGUUUUCUGGUAAAUUUGCAAUUUUAGAGCGCUUUCUUCAUAAAAUUAAGACAGAAUCUGAUGAUAAAAUUGUAUUAAUUUCUAAUUAUACUCAGACUUUGGAUUUAAUUGAGAGAAUGUGUAGAAAUCGUCACUACGCAUCUGUAAGAUUGGAUGGAACGAUGUCUAUAAAUAAACGUCAGAAAUUAGUUGAUCGAUUCAAUGAUCCUGAGGGGCAAGAAUUUAUAUUUUUACUAAGUUCUAAAGCUGGUGGAUGUGGUAUCAAUUUAAUUGGUGCAAAUAGAUUGAUUUUAAUGGAUCCAGAUUGGAAUCCUGCAGCCGAUCAGCAGGCCUUGGCGCGUGUAUGGAGAGAUGGCCAGAAGAAAGAUUGUUUUAUUUAUAGAUUCAUUUCUACCGGUACGAUCGAAGAGAAGAUAUACCAAAGACAGUCUAUGAAAAUGAGUCUAAGUUCUUGUGUGGUUGACGCUAAAGAAGAUGUUGAGAGAUUGUUCAGUGUUGAUAAUCUAAGACAGCUUUUUCAGUUCAAUGAUAAAACUAUAUGUGAUACUCACGAAACUUUUCAAUGUAAACGUUGUAAUAAGCACGGGCAACAAAUUAUGAGGGCAGCUGCUAUGUUAUAUGGUGAUGCCACCACAUGGAAUCACUUGAAUCAUAAAGCACUGGAGAAAACAAAUGAUCAUCUAUUAAAGAAUGAGUUUUAUCACAAUGAUAUCAGUUAUGCAUUUCAAUAUAUAUCACAUUAG